Messenger RNA from Lemur catta (Ring-tailed lemur), 1367 nucleotides. RefSeq names its product opioid related nociceptin receptor 1 (gene OPRL1). The transcript has 3 exons. Gene Ontology annotation, biological process: neuropeptide signaling pathway; sensory perception of pain. Lineage: Eukaryota; Metazoa; Chordata; Mammalia; Primates; Lemuridae. Gene Ontology annotation, molecular function: neuropeptide binding; nociceptin receptor activity. The record is from RefSeq and is a predicted model, not a curated record. The coding region runs from base 108 to 1220 and encodes 370 amino acids. Gene Ontology annotation, cellular component: membrane; neuron projection.
GCGUGUGCCGCGUUCCGAGGCCUGGGCUGGGCGUGUGUCUGCCACUGCAGUCACUUGUCUGUGCUCUGUCCCAGGUGCUGUGCCCGGCGGCUCUGCAGGACGGCGGCAUGGAGUCCCUCUUCCCCGCCCCGUUCUGGGAGGUUCUCUACGGUGGCCACCUUCAGGACAACCUGUCCCUCCUGACCCCCAACCACAGCCUGCUGCCGCCCCAUCUGCUGCUCAACACCAGCCACGGUGCCUUCCUGCCCCUCGGGCUCAAGGUCACCAUCGUGGGGCUGUACCUGGCCGUGUGUGUGGGGGGGCUGCUGGGGAACUGCCUCGUCAUGUAUGUCAUCCUCAGGCACACCAAGAUGAAGACGGCCACCAACAUCUACAUCUUCAACCUGGCCCUGGCGGAUACCCUGGUCUUGCUGACACUGCCUUUCCAGGGCACAGACAUCCUCCUGGGCUUCUGGCCAUUUGGGAACGCCCUGUGCAAGGCGGUCAUUGCCAUCGACUACUACAACAUGUUCACCAGCACCUUCACGCUGACCGCCAUGAGCGUGGACCGCUACGUAGCCAUCUGCCACCCCAUCCGUGCCCUUGACGUCCGAACGUCCAGCAAAGCCCAGGCUGUGAACGUGGCCAUCUGGGCCCUGGCCUCCGUGGUCGGUGUUCCUGUCGCCAUCAUGGGCUCGGCACAGGUCGAGGAUGAAGAGAUCGAGUGCCUGGUGGAGAUUCCCACCCCACAGGACUACUGGGGCCCCGUGUUUGCCAUCUGCAUCUUCCUCUUCUCCUUCAUCAUCCCCGUGCUCAUCAUCUCCGUCUGCUACAGCCUCAUGAUCCGCCGGCUCCGUGGCGUGCGCCUGCUCUCGGGCUCCCGGGAGAAGGACAGGAAUCUGCGGCGCAUCACCCGGCUGGUGCUGGUGGUGGUGGCCGUGUUCGUGGGCUGCUGGACGCCCGUGCAGGUCUUCGUGCUGGUCCAGGGCCUGGGUGUCCAGCCGGGCAGCGAGACUGCCGUGGCCGUUCUGCGCUUCUGCACAGCCCUGGGCUACGUCAACAGCUGCCUCAACCCUGUCCUCUACGCCUUCCUGGACGAGAACUUCAAGGCCUGCUUCCGAAAGUUCUGCUGCGCAUCUGCCCUGCGCCGGGAGACGCAGGUGUCUGACCGCGUGCGCAGCAUCGCCAAGGACGUGGCCCUGGCCUGCAAGACCUCCGAGACAGUUCCGCGGCCCGCAUGACUAGGCGUGGACCUGCCCAUGGUGCCUGUCAGCCCGCAGAGCCCGUCCACGCCCAACACGGAGCUCACGCAGGUCACUGCCCUCUAGGCUGACACAACCUGAGCCUCAGAUGAGCUUUCCCUUUGGCCCAGGGACACUCGGUCCCAG